Messenger RNA from Lachancea lanzarotensis, 2400 nucleotides. RefSeq names its product LALA0S09e00606g1_1. Gene Ontology annotation, cellular component: nuclear inner membrane. NCBI's taxonomy places the organism in Eukaryota, Fungi, Ascomycota, Saccharomycetes, Saccharomycetales, Saccharomycetaceae. The record is from RefSeq and is a predicted model, not a curated record. The transcript has 2 exons. The coding region runs from base 1 to 2400 and encodes 799 amino acids. Gene Ontology annotation, molecular function: chromatin binding.
AUGGAUUUGGAGUACCUGGACGAGAACUUCGAUCCUAAAGGGAUUAAAGUGGCGCAAUUGCGUCGCAUCCUGUUGGAAAACGAUGUAGUAUUGUCGCAAGGUUUGAAAAAGGCUGAGCUUUGUGACCUGUUUGAACAGGAGAUAAGGCCCAAAAGAGCGGAAUUGUUGCGUGAAAACAAGGGUAGAGAGCAUAAGGAUGACAUUGAGAAGGCUACAACAGAUUCGAGCUUCUCUCGAGACGUUUCUUCGGAGGAAUCGCCUUUCACAAAUGAAAACGACUUCCAGAGAAAGUCGAAGAAAGUCAAGCAAACAACCAGGAAGCGUAAAAUGGAGGAAACGGAAGAUGGAGACACUCAAGGGGCUCGUUUAGAUGUUCCAAAGCCCAAAAAACGUGGUAAAAAAAGGCGUCCUACCGCGAGCACAGAUGAUGAAUUUAUCAACAAACAGAUCACAGGUUCUCCAUUGGUUGACAAAGUACAAUCGAAAAGCCCGAUCAAAAGUUCACCUCAUAGAUCACUUGUGAUUGAAAAGUUUGAAUCGUCAUCAUCGUCGUCUGCUGCUUCGUCACCAGGACCCGCCUCUCCCAAUGCUGGAAUAAUGGAUUUCUCCCUUCAACGUCGAACAGAUUCGCCUGAUCUCUCCAAACUAAAAAUUAGUCCAGAGUUCAGAGAACAGCUUAUGAGAGCUUCUUCUGGAUCUCCUGGUACCAAUUACACAAAGGCUAGAUCUAAGGAAGUGAAAAACGAAUCUCCAGACGUCUCGUUUCAAGACCUGCCCUCGUUUUCUAGCACUCAAAAACGUUCCGGUAAGACUGAAUCAUCGACUGAUGCAACACCUUCAAAGAACGCUAAUACCAAUCAAGACGCUUUAAGAUCGACUGAAAGCCGACCUCCAACUCAUGAUGAUACCACUGACAAGUCAGAAGAAAGGAAUAAGUUGAGAAGAGGCACAUCUGCAGAAAUUGGUACCACAGAAGAAACACCAAAAGCAUUGGCGCACAGUCCCGCGGAGGACCAAGAUGCAUCUUUAGAAAACGAAACCAUCGCAUCUUCCGAGGCUGAAGAAAAUGACGAGUCCAUUUCAUUGCACACUCUCGAGCAGCGAGUUGACGAAACAGAGUCUGCAUCCGCUACUCCUACAGGAUCGCACGCUGAAGAGUCAGAAGAGGAAAAAGAAUCUGAGGAAUCGAAAGCAGAGGAUCAUGGAGAGGAAGAGAAGUCUCAAGUUUCAAGGACGAAAAGAACUUCAAAUUUCUGGAGAAACACACGAUCUGGGGCUAAGACCUUGGGUUAUUUAUUGUGGAAGCUAAUUUUGAACUUAAUGAUAAUUAUUCCCAUCCUUUUUGGCCUUUGGUAUCGCGAACAAAGGAUACAAGUUGGAUAUUGUGGGCACGAGGUCAAUUUGCCUACUUUCGAAAAUGCUAACGAUGGACCAUGGAUGUCUCGCGUGGAAGAGUUUUUAGAUCAAAGGAAACCUUCUUGCUUACCGUGCCCCGAAAAUGCUAUUUGCUAUCCUUACAUGAAGAUCAAGUGCAGACCUGACUAUGCUGUCACCAAGUCCAAAUGGAGUCUCCAAGGCCUGUUCCCUAUAAGUGAUUACUGCGCAAAGGACUCAAAACGUGAGAAACUGAUUGCAGAAGUGGUUCAAAAAUCGCUGGAGCUUUUAAGAACCAAGAAUGGAAACGUCAAAUGUGGUGAAAGCACGGAUGAUUCUGAAAGCGGAAUAACCGAGGACGACUUGUAUCGAAUUUUUUACGAAUCUAGAGCUCCUUCGAUCAAUAGUGAAGAUUUCGAAGACCUGUGGUCUCAAGUGGUGGAAGACCUAAAACAUGAACCUGACAUUACCUGGAGGCAACGACCAUCAUCUGAAUCUAACCCUGCAGCAGAUACCGACAUCGAUACUGAAACCGAUGACGUUUCGGAACAGGAGAAACAUUUUCAAUACGGCAGCCCAAAAAACGGAAUUUUUCGCUCGACAUCCAAGAAGUACAUCGGGCUCAGAUGUAAGUUCGAAAGAGAGGUUUAUCAGACUUAUCAGAGAUUCAAAUACGUGAUCUGGGUAUUUUUCGGGAUAGUCGUACUGGUCAAGACAGUGACACACCAACUGCGUGCAUAUUUCAAAAGACAAGAAAAAAUUGAGCGACUGACGCGACAGGUCAUUGCUAAACUUCGAAAAAAUGCAGCAGAUUCGCAGAACUCUACUUCGCCGUCCAAUCUAAGCGCCGUUCAAUUGAGGGACGUUUUGCUCUCCGAUGUCGUGGACCUCAAGCUAAAAAAUGAUUUGUGGAAUUCCGUCGUCAAAAAGCUGGAAAGCAAUAAUACUAACGUGAGAAGCAAUCUCAUGGAAGUUCACGGUGAAAUAAUGAAGUGCUGGGAAUGGGUUGGCCCGAUCGAAGACUAA